AUGGGAGACAACGCGCCUGUGAAAGACGUCAUCCAUACGAUAGCAGGAGGGUCAGAAGGAUGCUCCAACAGGAUGAGGAAAAGGUUCGAAAGAGAGCAUAGAUCAAACAAACGAACACAGCUAAUGAGGAUAACUACUGAACAAGAAAUCAUGUUCGGAGACUGCGAUGCGGGAGAAAGAGCAGGCGCAGAUAAUGAUCAAAUGGUAAUCAAGAUGGACAUAGCAAAUUUCACGGUCCAUAAAGUAUUAGUUGACAACGGGAGUUCGGCAGACAUCAUUUUCAGAGAGGUACUGAAGAAGAUGGAUUUGGAUAGUGUAAGAUUAAAACCUGUGAAAAUGCUCUGGUCAGCUUUGGAGGAGCGGAAGUCGAAUCGCUUGGGAGACCAGGGCGAAAUUACCGAAAAAAGAAGGCGCGAGGAUUCUAGCAAGACGGAGUGGCCAAAGCAGAUGGAACGGAUAGAACCAGUCGAUCACAAAGAAAUUGAACUUGUGCAAAGAGAUCCUAGUAAGAGAACGACGAUAGGAUCGAAACUAGGUGAAUUCGAAAAUGUCAUGGUCACUUUCCUCAGAAAAAAAGUGGAUAUGUUUGCGUGGGAUCCCACUAAUCUCAAAGGGAUAGACCCGGGAGUGAUAGUGCAUCGACUGAACGUCGACCCCGCUGCUCGACCAGUACAACAGAAAAAGAGAACCUUUGGAAUAGAUAAGAAUCGCAUUAUUGAGGAGGAGGUUAACAAGCUACUAAAGGCUGGGUACGUAUCAGAAGUUCAGUACACCGAUUGGUUAGCUAACAUGGUGAUGGUACCAAAGACAGCUGGCAAAUGGAGAAUGUGCACAGAUUUCACGGACCUAAACAAGGCUUGCCCCAAAAACCCUUAUCCUCUGUCUCGGAUCAAUUUGUUGGUGGACUCUACGGCAGGAUAG
Molecule: messenger RNA, 921 nt
Organism: Sesamum indicum (sesame)
Lineage: Eukaryota; Viridiplantae; Streptophyta; Magnoliopsida; Lamiales; Pedaliaceae
Source: RefSeq, a predicted model, not a curated record